Messenger RNA from Monoraphidium neglectum, 966 nucleotides. RefSeq names its product methylglyoxal synthase. The record is from RefSeq and is a predicted model, not a curated record. Lineage: Eukaryota; Viridiplantae; Chlorophyta; Chlorophyceae; Sphaeropleales; Selenastraceae. Gene Ontology annotation, molecular function: methylglyoxal synthase activity; kinase activity. Gene Ontology annotation, cellular component: cytosol. The coding region runs from base 1 to 966 and encodes 321 amino acids. The transcript has 7 exons. Gene Ontology annotation, biological process: methylglyoxal biosynthetic process.
AUGGUGACGCAGCCGGACGUGCACGCCGAGGCGCUGGCGCAGCGCGCGCUGGAGCAGGGCGCCGACCUCGUGGUGGCAAGUGGAGGCGACGGCACGAUCGCGGCGGUGGCCGGUGUGCUGCGUGGCUCUGGCGUCCCGCUGGGCAUCGUACCCCGUGGCACUGCCAACGGCUUCUCUGUCGCCCUGGGCAUCCCCACACACCUGGAUGACGGCGACGAGUUUGCCGAGCGGGCGUGUGACGUCAUCACAGACGGCCACGUGGCACUGGUCGACAUGGCGCUGGUCACCACCUCCGAGGCCACCGACGUGCCCUGCAUCCUGCUGACCGGCGUGGGCUUCGAGGCAGAGGUGGUGGAGGGUGCCGACCGCUCCAUGAAGGACAUGCUUGGCAUCACUGUUGACGGGGAGGUUCAUGAGGGAGAGAUCGGCGCCCUCACCAUCGCCAACUCCGCGCCACCCACGUCUGUGCUGGCCCACGGCCACGUCGGGGACUGCAUCCCUGAUGAUGGGCUCCUGGAGGUCGUCGGCUACGUGGCCAGCGACAGUACCCUGGAGAACUUCAUGGGCAUGACGCGGCUGGCGGUGCGCGUGAUGAUGGGCGACGGGGACGGCGACGGCAGCGCGCCCGUGCAAGACGAGGAGAGAGUGUUUGGGGGCCGGGCCAAGGAGAUCAUUGUUGAGACUGACCCACCACAGAAGGUGGUGGUCGACGGGGAGCUGCUCGGCACGACUCCGUUGACGGCGCGCGUUCAGCCGGCCAGCCUGCAGGUGUACGUGCCGCGCCUCGACCCAGAGGUGGCCGAGGCGCUGGGCAGCGAAGAGGAGGAGGGCGGCCCGAUCAAGGGCGCCGCGUCGGCGGCGGCGGCCAGUGCGCCGCGCGCGACGACGGGGGUGGGUAUGGAGGCGAGCGCGGCGGUGGAGGCGUCGUUUCAGGCGUUGGACCGGCAGAAGCAGGAGCAGGAGUGA